This is a messenger RNA of Zophobas morio, 6876 nucleotides long. RefSeq names its product Autophagy-related 2 (gene Atg2). Lineage: Eukaryota; Metazoa; Arthropoda; Insecta; Coleoptera; Tenebrionidae. Gene Ontology annotation, cellular component: phagophore assembly site. The transcript has 24 exons. Gene Ontology annotation, biological process: piecemeal microautophagy of the nucleus; autophagosome assembly; autophagy of mitochondrion. Gene Ontology annotation, molecular function: phosphatidylinositol-3-phosphate binding. The coding region runs from base 225 to 6359 and encodes 2044 amino acids. The record is from RefSeq and is a predicted model, not a curated record.
UCGAAAUUACAAUAAUCCAACCAUUAUGUCAACCUAACGAUACAUAACCAUUCCCCUACUACGACACCCAGUAUACCUGCGUCCUUGGCAAUCCAUGUCUGCGCAUGGCCGGAAACAGCUGUUUAGCUGUCAGAUGCUACAAGCACGUCGUCGUGUGGUGUGCUGAUGGGCAUCAAAACAAAGGUAUAUGUAAAUAUUUCGUGUUGUAACGUGUAAGGGGCACAAUGCCUUGGUAUCAGAACAUUAUACCAGAACCAGUGAAGAAAAAGUGCUACAUAUAUCUCCUCCAGAGGUACAUGGGCCAAUACUUCGAGCGAAAACUAGACCCCAGUCAGCUUUCAGUGGACUUACUCAACGGCACUUGUUUCCUAAGGGAGAUCCGCCUGGAUGUGCAGUCCCUAAACGAUCUAGCUGAGAAGCAAAACUGGCCUUUGGAAUUCGUCGAUGGUUUCAUCGAGAACUUGUUCAUAUCAGUACCAUGGACCUCCUUACUCACAGACUCCAGCUUCAUCGAAGUCACAAAUUUGAGGCUCACAAUGCAACCGAAACAACGAAACGAAUCUGCAACUUCGAUGUUCGAAUCCAUGUGGACAUCCAUGACCAGCUCGUUGCAUUUAGCAGAAGAAUGCGCAAAACAAACUCUAGGAAGUUCGCCCAUUGGCGGCCAAUCGUACGAGGGCUUAGAACUCUUCGCCCAAACCAUCGACUCAAUUCUGAGCCGCAUCAAAGUCAGAUUCGUAAACACAGUCUUUCAGUUGGAGCAUCUUCCCAAAGGUAGUCCGAUGGGUGUCGGGCUAGUUUUCAACAUCGAUGAAAUCACUUACGCGGACGAGUCAUCCAGCGACCCCCCGAAAGAAGAAGCCACCGAUCUUUCGAAGCAGGACGAGAAAAAGGCGUAUCUAGAGCAGUCGUACACUGCAAGAUCUACACGGUUAGAGGGCAUUACCGUAUCGACCGUCGAGUUUUCGAGUAAGGCACGAACGGUCUCCCAGUCCGCGAUGUCGGAGUCUAGCUGCUUCGAUAAAGAGGAUUCUUUCGCUAGCAUUAUUGAAAGGUCGAGUGCCAGCGAAGGAAACGAUGUGAAGCCGUCGUUCAAAUUAGGGACGGAUCAAGACCAAUAUGGGUCGAGCGAUGAGCGAAAUGUCAUCAUGUUUGGACAAUUCGGCGGGAAAGUGGAGGUUGUCGUGAGACUCAAACGUACCGAAGAUUUGGAGGGCCCGAAAGUAUCCAUCGAAAUGGACACAGCGCCCCUGUUGCUCUUCUUAUCACCCCGACAACUACACUUACUCUUUGAACUAGCAACUGGAUUGGCCAGUCCCGAUACUGAAGACCACAGCAACGUACUCACCACGAAAUACGCAGGUAAACCAAUGUCCAGCACCGACUACGAGCGAAUCGAAAGAGAUCUCCAGCAACAAUUAGCAAAUCCGAUACCAAAUUUCCAGCUCGGGUUUCCGGGUGGGCAUGGAUGGGCAACUGGAGCGUUAGAUGGUAGCGACAUCGACGAAAAUUUCAUGCCUCUUGGAAAAUACUCUGGUGGUUUAUAUGAGAGCGCAGUAUCUGUUGCUAGUACGAUGGAAUCUAGUUUUAGUUCUAGUAUGAUGAGUACGAGUACGGAGGUUACCAACCGGUCUCGCAAAAAAAUGAACAAGAUUGACACGGAUCCCACCGCGGAAAUAUCUCGGUUCGAGAUACAUUCGGCUUCGGUAGCCGUUGUUUUGUUACACGAAGAUUUGUUGACUGAAUCCUUAGGAGCCAAAACUAGUUUAGUACCUUCCAGCGUUAAGCAAAUGCAAGCGACUGUCAGCAAGUUUUUUGACAAGUCUUCUGCUGUUUUUCUAGCUAAAGAUUUUAAGGCUGCUAAUGCCGCAUUAGAUGAUGCUUGCCAAUUAAACCACUUAAGAUUAUUAGCAUCGCCACUUCAUUUAGAGGGCGACGAAAAGACAACCAGCACCGCUUUUUCGAUUAGUGGCCACCUGGAAGCCACAAGCUUAGAAUUAAGUGAAUGUCUUUACCAGAACAGUGAUAGUAUACAACACGUACCGCUUCUUACAUUUAGUGACAUUAAAUCCGCACAGUUCGAAAGUCCUGCUGCCACUGCCAAACCUAGCCUUAAGUUAAUUUUUAAACAUUUAGAGAAAACGACGAAGAGUAGCAAAACAGGACCCAAGACUGAUCUCUUAUUUGCGCUGAAUAAGUGCACCGUGGAAUUGGACAUUACGAUUGUAGACCGAAUCUCCGCGCUUUUGAAUCCUCAACAAAUUUGCGUUGUUGCAAAACCUAGUAAUCCGUGGGCAGCAGACGUAACCUCCCAAUUAGCAAGCGACAAUGAGUCUAAAAUUGACGUGCGAGUGACGUCACCAGUAAUGACCCUAAAGCUUCGGUUUCCUAUACCCGAUUUUCGACCGCCCCAUGACAUGAAUAAAACUCCGUGGUGGAAACGUCACGUGCGACCAGACUUCCUCUCGUUUGUUUUGACCGGGAUGUCGUUCCAAACCUGUUUACUGACGAACCAGACAGUGCAAGAUUAUACGUUAAAGUGCAAAAGUUUGAACGUUGCGUACCAAGAAGACGCUAAUUCUGACCCCGUGCCGGUGGGUAAGGCGGGAUAUGAGGAUAAAGCGAUGACUUCACUGCAGGAAAUUAUCACAGACUGCAAGCUAAACAUCAAAAUCUUCCCAACGAAACGAGUUAACUUAGAAGAACCGGCUCCAGUGCCCCAGGAUCCAUACACAACAUCCAUAAUGGGAGACCUAAUGGAAAAAAUGAAGCCCGAAGGACCCUUCAGUUCGAAAAAAGUAUACGAAAGCGACACACCGCACUACAAGGAUCAAAGAGAUGACUCUAAAGUGUUGAUGGUACCGGGCAACAAAUCAGAGAUUAACGAUUUCAUUAAGUCGACGACGUUGUCGUCUCGGGUACGCAUAGAUGUAUCGUUGCCGAUUGUGUCGAUGCAGCUGAUAUCCAAAAGAUUGUACGAGACGAUUUACAACCGGAUCAACAACGACCUGCUGCUGUGGGAACCCAGCGCUCCUAAACCCAAGACGACCACACCCGCCUACGACAAUAUCAACUACGGUCCGUUUGGCAACAUCGAGGUGGAGGGACACGAAGUGUUCACUCUGUGCAAGAGCGGCAUCCAGUACGAUUCAGAGAGCGAAACGGACGAAGAAAACGAAGACAAUUCCAACGUCUUCUACUCCACCUACAGUUCAAGAAUGAAAGUCUCGCAGAAGCAGCUGGUCAGCGAAUCGAAAGAAGAAAGUUACUUAACUCUUAAUAUACAUAUCGCUAAUGGAUUACUCUGCAUGUGUACGCCGGUGAGAGAUGCAACCACCAACAGCGUCAUCCCUAACCAGCAAGGAGAGUUUUUGAUUAACGUGGAAGAUGCUACUAUCUUUGUGGUGAACGGAUACAUGGGUAAUACGGAUUUAGGUUAUACCUGUUUGAAAUUUCAUAACGCUCAACUUUAUCACUGUGAUAUUAUUUCGACGCCAAGUCAUAGUCCACCACUCAAGGAUAUCGGAGCGACGCCCGGCAAACAUUUACACCCCACGAUUUACGGCUCAGAGGCUGGAACACUGGCCAACAGCAAAAACAGAGGUGGCGAUAGGGAGAUGGUGACGUUGUGUGUUAAAAUAAAAGCUAGUCACGAGACUCAUCAUGUCAAGAACGUUUCUAUCGCCGCCGGCUUCAACAAAGUCACUCUCAGGCACCGAAUGUGCAAUGAACCCAACAGCUGGAUCUCCCAACUCACUGACUUCUUCAACGUCAACGACUACCCCAUCCCGGGGUACCACGCCAAAGAGAUACUCACGGAAAUGUUCCUCCACUUCUGGGACUCUGCAAUCGAUUACAGACCUCGUUACUUACCGAUACGUUCGGUCAUCACCCUCGGGACCUUCAGCAUUUCGUCUCAUUUAAGCUCAGAUGUCAACAGUUCGACUCUGAGGUUCAUAGCAGAGGAGUGCGGCUUGUUCCUGAGUCAAAAGGGUGUGAAAAAAUUUCGAUUACCGUACAGUGGUCCUGUCGACUUAAAACGGGACUACGUUAACGUUAUCGAUUUGGGUUUGUUUGAGAUUAGUUUGAAGACGUCCGAUAAGAAAAACGUAGAUACUCCGCAUUUCGACUUGCGGGCUGCUAAUAAUAUAAUACACAUACGUACCUGCGCAGAUAGUGCGAGGGCUUUAACUCAACUCAUAAAGUAUUUGGCGAAUUACGGUGAUUUAGUACCACCGGAAGACGGUACGUCAAGCGGAAGUGCCUUCUCGAGUCCUCGACACUUACCCGAGCAAGAAUUAGUGUCCGUUGAACCUCAAGAAAUCGCGAACCUUUCAGAAAGUCAGCACCAACAAAUUCAUGAUCUCAUUCAAGACGCUCUGGAAGACGUCGACGAAAGUACUUCAACACAAGUGCAUUCGGAUUUGUAUAGUUACAACGGUACAAAAAUGUUCUACUUCCCCGACGAAAGACACCCUCCCCAAGAACCUGUGAAACCCCUACCUCAGGUCACCACCGAACUGGGUCAAGUACCCUUCCAGCCGAAUCUUGCCGACUCAGACGAAGAGUUUUGUUUCAUUGACGAAGAACCAGGAUAUAACAUUUUCCCAAAGAACGGCGUACCUGAAAUUAAAUGGCUCACUGAAGACCCGGUUCGGAUAGUCGAUAACCACUUUUCCGUCCCGAGCGAAAAGUGUGACCCUCUUAAAACACCAAAGAAUUUCCCCACUCCGACUAGAAAGUACACCUUGUGUGAGAUGAGUGUGGUCUGGCACAUGUACGGAGGUAACGACUUCGGACCCGUGGAGAAGGAAAAAAAGAAAACGGUUAACUUCUCGGACAUGAAGUUAAAAGACAGUGUUAGUUUUUCGAACUUGCAAAAGGAGGUGGUGAUCGAUAGUGAGAAGGUGAAGAAAAAGUCGUGGUUAACGAAGGGUGGGCCGAAUCGAAAUCACAACGUCUUGAUGGAGUUGCAGCUAAACAAGAUUAGAUUCCAGCACGAGGUCUACCCCGAUGUGUCGUCGAAGGCCUCGAGGCAGGUCUUGAUAGUGGCGGAGAUCGAAAUGAGAGACCGACUGAAGAGCAGUCAAAUGAAUAAGUUUUUGUAUCAAUAUAUUAGUCAAAUGAGGCCGAAACAGUCAAACGCGAAUAUGCUUGUGAUAAAAACCCUCCACGUGCGACCCGACCCUCAGCUCAGAAGUCAAGAAUGCUGUCUGAAGAUCUCUGUUUUGCCUCUUCGAUUCAACAUCGACCAAGACGCCCUCCAGUUCCUGAUUACCUUUUUCACCGAACUGGGUACCGACGUCAAAGAUGAUGAUUUACAAGUUGUCAGCUCUAAACAUAACACGCCAGUGCAUCAACCACCGGUGAUGACCGUCAAAGAAGAUAACGAAGAUCAGUUGAAAGAAGAAGCAAAGAAGAUCGUCGACGAGAAUUUGCUGAUUUUGUUAGAAGAGAAUAAAACAGAGCCGAGGUCGAGCGACGAGACUCCGCAAGUGACGAGUAGUAGUGCUGAAGACAGCCCGAUCUAUUUUAGGAAGGUUGUGUUUUCACCAGAUGUGCCUAUACGACUUGAUUAUCACGGGAAGCGUUUCGAUUUACGAACGCACGGUCCCCUACAGGGACUCUUAAUGGGUUUAGCGCAAUUGAACUGUUCCGAGCUUAGAUUAAAGAGGAUAUCACAUAGACACGGACUUUUAGGAUUUGACAAGUUGAUUAUGUUCCUUAUUAAAGAAUGGAUUAACGAUAUUAAGAAGAAUCAGAUACCAAAUUUGCUGGUUGGAGUGGGUCCUAUGUAUUCGUUUGUACAGUUAUUCCAGGGGAUUAGAGACUUAUUCUGCCUACCCUUCGAGCAGUACAAGAAAGAUGGACGCUUCUUGAGAGGCCUUCAUCGUGGUGCUAAUAGUUUUACGACUUCCACAGCAAUGGCAGCUUUAGAAUUGACGACCCGACUUAUCCACUUGAUCCAAAUCACAGCAGAAACCGCUUUCGAUAUGUUGACGCCAGGUCCUAGUGUGAAAAUAAAUCCGAAGACGAAAGUUCGCCGAAAGCGCUAUAGCCAACCCAAGGACAUACGAGAAGGCGUGACGAACGCAUACAAAUUAGUUAAAGAGGGAUUUGAGGAGACCGCGGAUAACAUCCUUCAAGUAGCCUCACACGAGCACGAACAAAAGGGCUACAGUGGCGCUGUUGGAGGCGUCAUACGGCAGAUACCUCCCACCAUAAUCAAACCCAUAAUCAUAGCCUCCGAGGCCACGAGUAACGUGUUAGGUGGAAUGCGAUGCCAACUAGUUCCCGAUGCGCGGAAAGAAGCCAACGAGAAAUGGAGGAACGAAGACACAUACGAUUCGUACGAGUGAUAAAAAGACUGGUUUGUGAUUUUAUAUUAAGAUUGUCAAUACAAUUUGGCAUAAUGUGCUUUGAUUACAAAUAUAGGAAACGUGUUUCUAGAGAUAUUUUAUUACUACGUUACGUUAUUAUUAUUAGGCAACAUAUAUGUACGUUUUUAACAGGCGUGGAGCUAAACAAAGACGCGUCUGGUUUGAAGAUGGACCUGAAUAGAUUGCCGAUUGUUUUAUUGCAAAGACAAUAUAUUUUCAGUUCAGCCGGGUGCUGACUGGAGCCAUACAAAAUUUCUGCAUGAUUUCACAAAAGUGAUAUUUUCGUACCUAGAUUAUUAACAAUAUUACGAGUUUAUUUAAUUGUACUGAUAAUUUAUUUGUACGUUGUGUAAGUGAUGCCGUGUGUUCAUGCAAACUUGUAUAAAGAUGAACAAAUGAGAGAAAUGGAUUGACUUACCAUUUGUUAUGUGAUAGGACUAUUGUAAUUAAAUCGUUUUUCAUGUAUGCAAUAUGAAUAAAUAAAUUUUUAUAUUUC